AUGGUGCUCCUCUCGCGGCGCGGCGCGCGCGCCUCCGAUUCGCCGGGGCCUGGGGAGGGCAUCGAGGAAGGGAGCCGCGUGGUGGUGCUGAGCGGACGCAACUUUCCUUCCUUCGGCGCUGGCGACCAGGGCCGCGUUCUCCGGGUGGACCAGGAGGCUUUGAACUGCGAGGUGCUGUUUGACGGCCAGGGGCACCCUGUGCCAGUGGCGUUGCGGCACCUCAAGGUGCAGAAGGGCGGGGUGAACGGCCGGGUGCUGGCACCCACACGACUGGAGGAGCAGCCGAGCGACACCAGGGUGCCGCGGAAGUCCAGCUUGUCGGACCGCAGCAAUUCGGCCAGCCCCCGGCGCAGCGUCAGCAUCACCGAGCCCGUCGCCUCCCCACAGCCGUCCUCCCCGCGGGAGCCGCCGUCCGGACCCAGGCGUUCCUUGGACCAUCGGCUCCGGGCUGCGGAGAUGGCCCUGGACUCACCUCUGACGCCCGCCCCGGGCCCAGCGGCGCGGCCGUCGUCGGCAUCGUCGGGGUGGAGCCUGGAGGAACGGAUGGGGCGCUUGGAGCAGCGGCUGGCGCAGGAGGCGGAGGCCCGGCAGAUGCUGUCGCGGCAGCUGCAGGAGGCCAUCAGCUUUGGCCAGGCCCAGGAGGCCCGCGCCAACGCCUUGGAGCGACAGCUCCAGGCCCGACCCGGAGGCGGAGUCGGAGCAGGGGCGAGCGCCAGUGCACCCACCAGCCCCUACUCCGGGAACCUCACGGCCCGUCGCUCCGCGCCGCUGUACCUCUCCGCUGCGCUGCCCCAAAGCGAGGCUUCCGGCCCGGCGCCUUCCCUCGAGCGCCCGGGUCCGUGUCCGGCACGCCCGGCGGGUCCGGCGGGUCCGGUGGUCGAGCGCCCCGGGCCGGGGCCGGGGCCGGCGGGCCCGGGCGAGGAGCGGUGCGUGUCGUGCGGCACGGCGAUGGCGCCGGGGUCGCGGUUCUGCAUCAAAUGCGGCCGGGAGGAGCCCGCGGAGCGCGUCCCCCGGCGAUCGCUGCCGAACCAGAACUCCUCGUAUAUCAGGGGCUAUCGGCAGCCGCCGGCCUCGGCCCAAGCGCCCUCGUCCGGACCUUUGCACACCGGCCACGUGCCCAGCGCGAGCGUGCCCGCCUCGCCCGUGAUGAGCCAUGCGCAGCUCGCCCGGGCGCAAGUGCUGAGCGCGGGGCAGGCGCUGCAGCCUCUGCCGGCCGGCGCAGUGAUGCCCAUGGAACACGAAUGUGCCUACUCCCCGGCGAGCCAUAUCUCCAACCUCUCGGGCAUCGGCGGCUUCACGCCCCCGCCGGCGCAGAUCUUGACGCCCAGGCUGGUGCUGCCGCAGCGGCCGUUUUAUUGA
Effrenium voratum is the source of this 1359-nucleotide messenger RNA. NCBI's taxonomy places the organism in Eukaryota, Dinophyceae, Suessiales, Symbiodiniaceae. The record is from the annotation of a GenBank genome assembly.